Molecule: messenger RNA, 2220 nt
Organism: Penicillium pulvis
Lineage: Eukaryota; Fungi; Ascomycota; Eurotiomycetes; Eurotiales; Aspergillaceae
Gene: crzA
Product: putative C2H2 transcription factor Crz1
Exons: 2
Coding region: 1-2220 (739 amino acids)
Biological process (GO): regulation of DNA-templated transcription
Molecular function (GO): RNA polymerase II cis-regulatory region sequence-specific DNA binding; DNA-binding transcription factor activity, RNA polymerase II-specific
Source: RefSeq, a predicted model, not a curated record
AUGGAGUCUCAUGACCAGAGCCAGGGCGCGGGCGCGUCGCCUGGAGACUCCAAACAUCGUAGUGUGAGCCCAUCACCCCACUCGCAGCACUAUCUCGAUCCGACAGGACUUGGCCUCGACCCCUCCAUGACAUUCGCGAACCCUGCUUUCCAGAACCCGAAUCAUAAUGCGGGCAUGACCGGUACCGACGCGUACGGCUAUCCUUCAUAUCUCUCUGCUCCUCCACCAGCACAGAGCCUUGUUCCACCUGUCGAUCAACCCUUCCUUCCGAACAUCAACACUGGCAAUAUCCCCAGCUCGCAGUCCUUCGAAGCAAGCCUGGUCAAUCAGCUGGAUCACACUUCCGGCUUUCGCCCGCCAGAUGGAAACUACAAUCUUCUCAAUAACCCCUCCGACAUGGACUUCGCCGCCUACAACAAUCACAGUCCUAAUAGCGGCUCUGCGGAGUAUGACUCGUCUCUGUUAAUGGACCCCCACAUGAACCACCGGCCACAAUCGAUUCAUCAAGCAGUCAAUCCCGCCGAUCUGGUCAGCCCCAUCUCAAAUCCCUCCGCGUCGUCGCAAGAUCAACAGCAAUCAUCACCCGGUCCCAUGUCCCCUCCGGGAUCUACACCAGGUACUUUUUACACCCCUCAGCAUUCGCGACAUACCUCGUUAGAUCCGGCCACUGCCGCCUACCUGAGCGCGCAGUCCAAUCAAGACUGGCAGUCGGUUAUGAACCAUACCUCUUUCCAAGGUCAUCGUCGAGCACCAUCCGAAGUGUCAGAAGUGUCCUCAGCCAAUCACUCUCCAUAUUUAUCUCAACAUGAGUAUGAAGGCAUUGAGAAUAAUGCUUCUCCCUCAUUGGUACCGCAGAAUGACCCUGCUUUAUAUGACAAUGCGCUGGGUAUUGAGCAAUUCACACUGUCUGAGCAACAGCAACAACAGCAGGGAAUCAGUCCACUCCAUAGUCCGUAUAUUUCACCACAGCUCAUGCCGCAGCAGGGGGUGGAAAUGGUUCCACAUGUGCCGUAUCUGUCCCCCAAUCUCAAUAAUCAAUUUCCUUCUGCACCGUACGGCAUGCCUUCAGAUGACAUGAUGAAUGGCAUGAACGGCGGCUCUGAUAUUGGACAAGCAUCUCAGAUGGCACCACCAUCAAUCAAUGUGGAAUUCGCUCCCCCAUCACGAAACUCAAGCUUUGGCCCCUCCAAGCCAGCUGCCGACUUUGACUCUUUGAGCCCUCCAGCAAUGCGAUCUCGAGUGCGCAGUAAAUCCGACCCUUACGCGCACCCUGCCUCUCGUUCAAGAUCUCCGGCUGCCUCAGCAACCAGUCUAGAAGCUCAUGCGCCUACCUCGCCACGUUCGUUAUCACCUCACUCACGGAGCAAUCCUGGUUCGCGCGAUGCAUCUCCGUCACGAUCGAAUCGCCGCCUUUCAACUUCCUCAAUCGAAAGCCGCAAUUAUAUUUUGGAUCUGGCAGACCCCCAACGCCCGGGUGCAGUGUCUGGAGACUCUAAGCGCGUUCAGAAGCAUCCCGCUACGUUCCAAUGCACUCUCUGUCCAAAGCGAUUCACCCGUGCAUAUAACCUGCGCUCCCAUCUUCGAACGCACACAGAUGAGCGACCUUUCGUUUGUACCGUCUGCGGCAAGGCUUUUGCUCGACAACAUGAUCGAAAACGCCACGAAGGACUCCACUCAGGUGAAAAGAAGUUUGUUUGUCGGGGUGACCUCUCAAGGGGCGGUAACUGGGGCUGUGGUCGCCGAUUCGCGCGUGCAGAUGCUCUAGGACGUCAUUUCCGAUCCGAGGCUGGGCGAGUUUGUAUCAAGCCACUCCUUGAUGAAGAAUCCCUGGAGCGUGAAAGAGUCCUCUUGGAACAUCAGCAACAGCAACAACAACAGCAGCCAUCUGGUCAUCUACAGCCCGUUCCGCAGCCGCUGGUGAUGCCAGGUGUUCCCGGAAUGGAUGGACAGUCAGGUAACUUCGUCCUGCCAGCAGCAUUGCUAGCUCAGUACCCAGCUCUCCAAACUCUCCAGUGGGAUCAGAUACCUGCUGCGGGUGAUGACCCCAGUGACAUCGGUGGCCAUAGCAGCUACGAUGCCAGUUCCGGAGGCGAGUUUGGCUUCGAUGAGGAUGACUCGGGCAUCAGCAACGUAUCUGGCAUGAGCGGUGGCUAUGCCAAUAACCAACCUGGCAUGUACGGAGUUGAUCCUGGAUACCAGGAGCAAAAAUGGAGUGGAUAA